Ahaetulla prasina is the source of this 6161-nucleotide messenger RNA. It is a transcript of the gene BTC, whose product is annotated as betacellulin. NCBI's taxonomy places the organism in Eukaryota, Metazoa, Chordata, Lepidosauria, Squamata, Colubridae. The transcript has 6 exons. Gene Ontology annotation, biological process: positive regulation of mitotic nuclear division; positive regulation of cell population proliferation; epidermal growth factor receptor signaling pathway. Bases 139 to 645 code for a protein of 168 amino acids. The record is from RefSeq and is a predicted model, not a curated record.
GGAACCCCUGUCUCAGGUUGCCGGAGAGGCUGCGCCUUUCCGUCUCAGCGGCGCCUCCUGACUUUUCCAAGUUGUGGGGCGGUGGCUGUUUCGUGUAAGUUGCUGCAGUCCGCUGGCUAGUGGAGGUGAAUCCCGGCUAUGAUGGCCCUAGACGCGCUUCUGGGUUCUGGCCCUCUGCUGCUCCUGGGCAUAGUCAUUUUCAGCUCUGUGACUAGCAGUGAAAAUGCAACAGCUGGCCCAGAAACCAAGAAGCUUUCCUGUGAUUACAUGAAUGGAACAUGUACAGAUUUGAGAUUGAGUGGGCAUUUUUCUGAAUGUCCUGAGGAGUACAAGUACUUCUGUGUCAAGGGAAGAUGCCGCUAUGUUGAUGCAGUAAAAACUCCAUCCUGCAUCUGUGAGACAGGCUACACUGGGGAAAGAUGCGAGCGAUUGGACUUAUUUCAUUUAAGAGGAGAUCAAAGUCAAAUUGUGGUGGUUUCUUUGAUAGCUGUUAUGGUAAUGCUUAUCAUCCUGACUGCAUUUAUCUGCACUUGCACUCAUUAUUGUCGGAAAAAACGUAUAAAGAGGAAACAGGAAGAAUGCGGGACUUGUGAUAAUGAGCAGCCAAUGAAAACUGAUGAUAUACUUGAGACAAAUAUUGAAUGAAGGUAAACAAAAGUGCUUGCUGACAGAUUCCAAAGACUUGUGCCCUUUUCCUUUUAAUGACUUUCCUGAGGACUAGUGAUAUGAAAAUAAAUAAAGAAAAAAUAGACAUGGGUACAUAACUUCAGUCACUUGUAUGAUAUCUGACAAAAUCUAUUAUAAUAAUGGGAAUAAUAGUGAUAAUAUUGGGAAUCUAGGAAUUUUAUUAUAUGUCUGAAAGAUGUUAGAAGCAUAGUAUUUGACAUUUAACACUCUUAAAUUUGUCAACCUGAAAAGCAACUUGGUGUUUUUUCCGCAGUCAAAACAGAUAAAAUGUCUGGUAGUAUUGCAUAUUCUAGAGUAACUAAAAUAGGCACUUGGGUAGUUAUGUUUAGUUAUAGUUUCACUAAUAGCUAUAAUUUUAUCAAUAGAAGAGAAUAUCAAUAACUCAGAAUUGAACUGUGGAGUCUCUGGUGCUCUCUGAGCUUGUUUGUUUUUUUGCAGGUAAUAUUUUCAGUACUAGAAGAGAAUGAGCUUUACUCUUUGUUUAUAUCCAGUAAUUUGCCCUGUCAGUGUUGGUGGGGGCAGGUUUAUAUAAACAGGGAGCAAAUUACUUCCUUGUAACAAUGAAGAUGUUACAUAUUCAGAUAACAAAAUGUCUGCAAACAAGCUCAGAGAGCACCAAGGAUUGGUGUAAUUUUAAUUGGUGAUUUCAUGUUUUAUGUGGCCUUUUUGAACUACCUAUUUUCUUUUACAUUUAGUUUUGCUGUCAUCUUUACUGAGAAAUGGAAUAUAAGCAUAGUAAUGUGGCUUUGCAAAAUUUCACUGUUUUGAGUCUAUGCUUUAGAUUGGAUUUAGGAUGGCAUCAUGCAUGUGAGGUGAUACAUAGUUUGUUGGUAAAUUGGUUGUACAUAAUGUAAUUUACUCCCCAUAUUGCAUUGUAAAGAUCUAGGUGCCUAUUCUUUUUUCCCCAAUUAACUGGGGGAGGGAGUAUCUUUGUAGCCCCUCUAUGAACUCUAGGAUUUAGAUUUCAGUAGGCUAAAAGCUUACUAAAUAAGGCCAAAUUAAGGCCAGCCCUAAUCUAGGUUUAGGACUCAGGCCUCUCCCAGACAAUCUUAGUCUGCCUUGCAGCUGCACCACAGCGAUGGCUCACAGUUGUGGUGACCACUUUCCUUAGCUUCUGCCACCGACCACAUUGGCAGAUCUCAGUUGCCACAGCAUUGGCCUGCUAUUAGGCCUCUUUCUUGUACCUUGGCGGCUGCACUACUCUACAGUCUUUUUAAUCAGAAGGGAUCCUUCCCAGUCAUAGGACCUGCUGAACUGCAAGUAGGAUUCCCUCUAGCCUUGACAGGGCUUAUUCUUAUAACAGCAGCUUUAGGCUGGCUCAGCUGGGCUGCAGUUUUGCUUUUGGCUCUCAGUUGCUCAGUGACACCCACAAUUUCUGAAGGCAAGCUGGUCCACUGAUUAAUUGUUCUCACUGAUGUGCAAUUUGUAAUUAGUUCUAGGUUGGAUCUCCCUUUAAUAAGUUUCAUUCUGUUACUUCUUGUUCUGCCCUUAGGUGUUUUGGAGAAUAGUUUGACCCCUUCCCUCUGUGACAUCCCCUCAAAUAUUGGAAUACUGCUACGAUGUCAUCCCUAAUUUUUCUUUUCUUUAAACUAGACAUAUCCAAUUCCUGCAACUAUUCUUCAUAUGUUUUAGCCUCCAGUCCUGUGGUGGGUUGCCCCCGGUUUGGACCGGUUCUAUAGAACCAGUAGUAAAACCGGCGGAAGGCUCCGCCCAUUGACCUGAAUGUCAUAAAAGUGAUCUGCGCAUGUGCAGAAGCUUCUGCACAUGUGCAGAAGAUCGCGCGCAUGGGCACAAUGCAAACCCGUAGUAAAGGUAAGUAGAACCCACCCCUGCUCCAGUCCCCUAGUCAUCUUUGUUGCUCUUCUCUUUCUGCACUCUUUCUAGAGCAGGGGUGUCAAACUUGCAUCGUCACAGCAGUGUCACAUGACAUAUCAGGACUUCCCCGCCUUUGCUAAACCAGGCAUGGGCAUGGCCAGAGUGUGACGCAUCUGGCUCAUUGACUGGGAGUUUGACAGCCCUGUUCUAGAGUCUCAGUCAGUGGUGGUAUUCAGCCAGUUCUAUCCAGUUUGGGUGAACUGAUAAUGGUGACUGCAGGAGGCUCUGCCCACCUGCCCGGACAUCAUCACAUCCUGUUUUUGAUGCUCUGCGCAUGUGCAGAAGACUCUGCACGUGUGUGGUGGUGGCGGCUGUGAGUGAAGCUAGCGCAUAUGCACGUGCUCACAUUUGCAAACCAGUAGCAAAGGUAAGUGAAUACCACCCCUGGUUUCAAUGUAAGACCCCUGAAGUAAAAAGUAUAAACAUGUUUGUACAGCUUCACAUUUUUGUACCUGAAAGGUUCUAAGUAAGACAUGUGCAAAUGAUAUUUCAAUUUUGAAAUAAUCUUUUGUUUGUUUGUUUUAAUCACAAUCGUUGGGCCUACGCUCUACAGCAGGGAUAUCAAACUCAAUUUCAUUGAGGGCCACAUCAGGGUUGUGUUUGACUUCGGGGGCUGGAGUAGGUAUAGUCAGGGUGGGUGUGGCCAGCUUGAUGUCACUUGUAUCAGGGGUGCCUAUGGUGCCCUGAGUGCUCUGCCAGAGAAAACAGGUUCCCAAGGCUGCAACGGCCUUCUGCAACCCUUUGCCAGCGAAAAUGGAGCUUGGGAGGGUUGCACGCAGCUCCGUUUUCACUGGCAGAGGGACCCUGGGCCAGUCUUUCGCUGUUUCCAGGGCUGCCCCCUGGGCCAGAUCUAAGCACCACAUGGGCAGGUUUCGGGCCGGGCUUUGAGUUUGACACCCCUGCUCUACAGCAUUCAGGAGCAUGCCAGACUUUGCAUUGGGGUCACUGACACCAUAUACAAUAUGACCUCCUUGGAGGUGAGGCUUCUGUCAACUAAUUGUGCUGGAUCCUGGUGUCAAACCUGGUGUUAAGAUAUGAUCUGAUGUCCUGGAGUUGCACAAUGUGAUUUCCACAUGCCUCCUAAAUUAAAUGUUCAUGUACAUAGUGCAAGUCUUAUUACAAAUAUAAAUAUUCUAUUGAUAUGUAGGUCUUUGGUUAUUUGGGUUUUCUCCCGCGUAAAAUUGGAAGUGUCUUGGCGACGUUUCGACAAAGUCUCAUUUGUCAUCUUCAGGCUUCAGCUUCGUGCUUCAUAUAUAUAUAUGGCAUCUUGGUUUAUAUAAUGCAGUAGUGGGUUUCAAUUUCGGCCGCUACCAGUUCACUCGUGGAUGUGUGCGUGCUUACGUGCAAUGCUUCUGCACAUGUGCAGAGAUGUCCGGGCAGGUGGGCAGAGCCUCCCACCACCUCUGCCACCGGUUUGUCCGACCUGGGGCAAACCGGUAGCAGUCCACUAUUGAUAUAAUGCUUCACUAUGUGUAACAUCUUUCAAUAUAUGGAGGGAUGGGAGUCUUUAUUAUUUUUUAUGAAGCAUAUUACUCUUCCAGAACACUUGAGAGAAGAAACUUAGAUUGUGUUCAGUAAUGUGAAAAGAAUGAUAAAUCUUAUAAGCUAUUAAGAAAGCCUUUUGACUUGAAUGUAAUUGUAUAUGUAAACUAUGCUUUGUAAUGGUAGUUUGAUGUUUACCAAAUUAGGGAUGGAUGUUAAGAAGUUAUAUAUAAGUCAAUUACUGGUAUGUUUUAAAGAUGUAUGAAAGAGGAGCAAGAGAAAUAAAAUUACUUAAGCUAUUGGAAGAAAGUUGAAUAAUGCAGAAAUUCAAUUAUUUGCAGAAAGCUAAGCAAACCACAAAGGAUAUUCCACAAGUAUUUAACAAUGCAAAGGACAUAAUUGUAAUUUUGGAAUACAAAUCUGACACCAAUCAAUUAUACCUAUUAUGAGAUGGUUUAAAUGUUAAGCUUUCCAGUGCAAAUGAAAGAAAAAUUAUUUCAAGUAAAUCAACAAUCCUCAAGAAAAGUUUGGGACUUUUUCUUUAUGGAUACUAACAAGGUUAAGAAUCUCCUGAGCAAAUGAAAAGUUUAUAUUUGUUUGAUAGACAUUCCAAAUAAAAAAGAUUUUAAUUUAUGAGGACAAGUUGGAAGGAGUGACUUAAUAAGCUAAUUUGAGUUAAGAUUGAUUUUUUACUGGUCUGAUUUGUGUAACUGAAAGAAAGUUCCAAUGUAUGGUUUCAUGUUUAUAAAUGGAUUUGAUUUUUCUUUCUUUUUCUUAUAUGUAGUGCUUCAAAAAUUCCUAAAGUUAGUUACAUUUUAUUGAAAUAGAAUUUGAAGGUAAAUAUAGUAUGUUAAGAGGAAGUUAAAGAAAAGAUGUAUUAGAAUUUGUUAACUUUGGAAAAAAAAUUAAAGAAACAUUUGGAAUUUUAAAAUGGAUAUAAAAUAAGUUUUCCCUGUAAGGUUAAAGAAAUUGAAAGAGUACAGUGAAUUUUGUUAAUAUGAAUGAAGAUCAUCUACAAAGUUUAAUAAGCUUAAAUAGAAAUAUAUAUUACUUUUCACAAUAAUGGAAAAGAAAGAAAGAAAAAUGGAUUGGUUAAGCUUGCGAUGUAAAUUGUUCUAAACACAGAAAUUUUAUUUGGUCCUGUUUCUAUUGAGAUGUUGCUUCUGGUUUUUUAUGCUUUAUAUAGGGAAAAAUGGCAGUGGUGGGUUUCAAGAUUUUUUAUUACCAAUUCUGUUGGUGUGGCUUAGUGGAUAUGGCUUGGUGGGCGUGGCAGGGGAAGGAUACUGUAAAAUCUCCAUUCCCACUGCACUCCAGGAAAAGGAUACUGUAAAAUCUCCAUUCCCACUCCACUCCAGGGGAAGGUUACUGCAAAAAUCCCAUUUCCUCCCGAUCAGCUGGGACUUGGGAGGCAGAGAAUAGAUGGGGGCGGGGCCAGUCAGAAUUUUUACUACCGGUUCUCCAGAACUGGUCAGAACCUGCUGAAACCCACCUCUGGAAAAAUGAUAUUUAAAAUUUUAUUAAAAAUUUACUAAAUUUAGAAUUGGGUAAAUUAUAGAAUUGGCUUGUAAUAAUUAUAAUUUCAACCUUACAUUAUCUAUAAUUGUAUUAGUAUUUUACUGUAUUGGUAAGAGCCAGGGUCAGCCUUUGUUUUUUCUUUUUUUCCCCUUACAGUUUGCAUUCCCCCCCUUUUUUCCUUAAUUUUUAUUUUUCAAUUGCAUUUUUGUGUUAUAAUAAACUAUAGAAUACUUUAAAAAAGAAGUGUAUGAUGUCUACAUCCAGCAGAGCAGAGACACUAUGCGUAUAAAGGGGUCUUGUGAAGGUCAUUGCCAUCCCAUGGCUGAGCACAGGAGAUUUAUGUGAAUUUUGACUUUGGAAAGGAGGAAAUUGGGUAUAUAACUUCCUGCAACAUAGCUUGGCAAGGGGAGAAAAGUAUCAGCCAUUUUCAUAUACACUACAAGGGAAGAAUUCACACCAUUCAUUUAGAGGCUGGGGCAUUAUAGAAGCAGAACUUGCUAAAUGGCCAGAUAGUUCAGCAUGGGUGAUCUAUAAAUAUGAUAAAUAUAGAAAUAUAAGACAAGGGGGAAAUGAUAUAUUGGAGGCAGAGAAAUGAAGUAAAA